Messenger RNA from Sarcophilus harrisii (Tasmanian devil), 992 nucleotides. RefSeq names its product cilia and flagella associated protein 299 (gene CFAP299). NCBI's taxonomy places the organism in Eukaryota, Metazoa, Chordata, Mammalia, Dasyuromorphia, Dasyuridae. The record is from RefSeq and is a predicted model, not a curated record. The coding region runs from base 145 to 900 and encodes 251 amino acids. The transcript has 7 exons.
CCUGGGCAAGGUCGUGGCCUAAGGGCGUAAAGUUCCGAUCACCUUCCCUCAGGGGAUUAAGAGGCUGGACAAGAGCCGGGCUACUUAGGAUCCCUCCCCAGAGCCUGGCUCCAGGUUACUAGGGACGCCGCGCCCUUAGUAACCAUGAUAGAGAAUGAGGAAGGGGUAUCGACCGUGGACAAUAUAGUCUCACAGUUUAACACUUACGAAGAUUUUCUGGACUCGCAGAUUACCACAUUGGACCUCUAUUACCUGGAGGAUGAAGACCUGGCCCGCCAGCUGGUGGAGCUGGGAUAUAGAGGAACUGGAGAAGUAGUGAGAAGGGAAGACUUUGAAGCAAGGAAGGCAGCUAUUGAGAUAGCAAGACUUGCAGAAAGGAGUCAGAAAAAGGCACUGGCUAGUGCAGGCAAAGAACUGAGAGACAAUUUUUUGAAAGCACUAGCACAAAGGGAGGAUGACAACCGUACUGGAAAAGUAACUAUUCAGAAAAACCAUAGAACUUUCAGGAAGUUCCACCAGCUCCACAAAAAGUCUAUAAUCUUCAUUCGUGAUCGAAAUGCACACGGUCAGGAGCUGUCUGGUUAUAUUGACUACGCACACAGGCUUAAGAUGGAAGAUUUCGAAGUCUACUUCACUGGGAAAAGAAAACUGCUUCCAAGGCCCACUGAUUUGAGCUUUUACAACUGGGAUAGCCACGUUGCUAUUUUGAACUCAAGUCCUAAUUAUCAAGUGAUUGCUGAAAACUGUGAUGGUUUGCUCUUCAAAUACAAGAGAGAUAGGAAGAUUAUCAAUGUAGAUCCAAAGGUUCACCCAGGGGAUAACUCUACCAGGACUCCUAUCCAAACGGACCUCUACCUGCAAGUUGUCAUCUAUGACCAUGUUUCUCGAAGAAAGACUUAAACAUCAACAUACUGGGUCAUUUUCUGUUUCCUUGCAAUAAGUUUAAAUCACAAGACUUGUAGCUAUGAGGCAAAUAAAGACAUUUGAAGAGA